Babesia bigemina is the source of this 1200-nucleotide messenger RNA. RefSeq lists its product as hypothetical. Bases 1 to 1200 code for a protein of 399 amino acids. The record is from RefSeq and is a predicted model, not a curated record. NCBI's taxonomy places the organism in Eukaryota, Apicomplexa, Aconoidasida, Piroplasmida, Babesiidae. The transcript has 2 exons.
AUGGCUGUAAUGACGGCGGAGUUAGCGGAUGUGAAAACGGCGAAUAAAACAUGUUGUGGAUGUAACAAACGAUGGAGUGUAAGCGCUGAACACUUCUGCUGUAUACCCGGUUGUCCGGGGUGUAAAAUAAUGUGCUCCACAAAAGGUAGAUGUCAUUGUAACGUUUGCGACUGCGGGUGCCAGAAAGAUAAUGAUGUCAGAGAAGGCAAAACGCGUUGUUACCAGAGCACAUCUAACGUUUGCCCCAAAUGCAAGACGAAAUGCAAAGAUGUUCAAAAUGGUGAAAGAUGUAUAUGCUUCCUGUGCAACUGUGGAUGCAAUGGCGUGAAUUGUGGCUGCUGUACUUGGUGUGCUUUUAACAACUGUACUGGAGUAUGCGACCGAGAAGACAAACACAGCGAAAAAUGUAAAGAAAACAAAGAUAGCAAAAGCAAGGAGUAUGAAUCGGGCAAGUAUUACUGUGACAAGCACUUAGAUGGCAAAUGUAUCGGCGGAAUUUGCGACACAAUCUACUACACCACCGGCACCUGCCGUGCGAAGUGCCAAUACUGCGGUACAUUAUGCGGCCAACACGUGUUUUUCCUACAGUGCACCAUAGGAGGCCCCAUCAUUGGAAUCAUACUAGUCAACAUCGUAGUAUGGUUGAUGUGGCGUGACAAGGCGCUGAAGGCGGUAGAUAAGAUGCGCCGCUCAUUCGCCAAUCGCCCCGGACUAUUCAAAACACGCUGGAUGACAUUUGAAAACCACAGUGCAUAUCGAUAUGGCAUCACAACCACUCAAAAAAUUAAAGUGCACCAACUACUAUCAAUAAUCAUCUACAUUAAGCCAAUAAUCACGUCAAUAACGAUCAAGAAUACAGACGCAUCAAAAUACGACCACAUCAACUACGACAAAGGAUGCACCACACUCAAGCCAAUACUCACAUCACCGCCCACACCCAUCACUCCAGACCAACCAAACAAGACAAACACCAUGCACAUCACCACCUACAACCGACCCAGCACAGGAAACACAAAGAACUCAAAAUUAGGCGGACGCCAAGUCGCCGUGUCCGACCUAACGCUGCGCGUAGUCACGCAGCAUCAGACUCUUGCCGAGCAAGUGAACUGCUCGCACCGACAUCAUCUCGCUCCACGAGAACAUGUAGCGGCGUCUCAGAGCCAGCAGCUGCGCCAGCACGAAACCGUGUGCGCCGAAUAG